AUGUUUUUAUUGCUCCUCUACCAGUGCCUGCUUUCCACAAUACUCGUGGUCGCCCUCAAAUCAACAUUGCUGGAAGCUAAGAAAUUGCCCGGCCUUUUUCGCCUUUCUCCUUAUGAUGGAGCAAUUUGGCUGGUCGUUUUUCUGUCGACUCUUUGCAUCGACGUCCCGAUCGGUCUGACCUGUGGCCUCGCCUUUGCUUGGUUCACCGCACUUCUGCGUGUACAAAAGGCUCACCUCCAGCUCCUCGGCAUGCUACCAACUCUAACUGAUGUAUAUGUCGACUUGGACCGCUAUCCCGAGGUCAGAUUAUAUUCUUUGUUAAAAUCACCUAUUGUCCGAAGCUUUCUUUUUCACUAUAGUUUGUAUCCGGUUUUUUUAUCAUAUGUAUAUUUUUUACAUUUCUUGCUCAAUCGAUCACAGCUGCAUUCUGCCCACAUUGUGUCAUCGCCAUAG
Molecule: messenger RNA, 453 nt
Organism: Protopolystoma xenopodis
Lineage: Eukaryota; Metazoa; Platyhelminthes; Monogenea; Polystomatidea; Polystomatidae
Source: the annotation of a GenBank genome assembly